AUGGCCAAAGACUGUAUCUCCUUGAAGGGAUCAAAGCAAUGCCCCGCGUUCCAUUCGGCUUCCAUCUCUACCAGCUCCAGCUUGGUCGGUCAAUAUCCUUUCCUCCAAUACGUCUCCAAUCUCGACGACUUUGAUAAAAAGCUCGGCUCGUACGUUCAAAACGAUUAUGUCAAAACCAAGUACCAGGACCUCCUCGGAUGCGAAGGUUUGGACCUCAAGAACACCACUUCUCUCUAUGCUCGAUAUACGACCAGCGUAAUUUGUAAUGGAAUAAUUCAAAACUCGAAAGAGCCGUGUGGCUUGUCGGAUGACCAUUCGAGGCCCCUCUGUGCAGAGAGCUGUGCUUUGGCGGCUACGAGUGAAGAGAUCAUUGCCGUCAACCCGGACCUAUGUCGUUCUCCCAAGAGCAAUUUCAUGGACCAGAUCCGCGCCGACUUUACCGUGUGCGCCAUCCCAGCCAACUCGUUAUCAGGUCAAUGCAUACCGGGUGCCGACAACGAGCCAAACGAGUGCGGGUUCGGACCCAAUCUUCUAGGUUUAUGCGGUUUCUGUGCACAGAGUUCAGUCAAUGGCACCGACACUUGCUGCUAUGCAUCGAACGCCAGUACCCGCUGCAAGGACGUCAAGCUCCCUACCAUCACCUCGGUACCGCCGCUAUUUCCGUACCCAACCACCUCGUCGACUCCCUCGUCCACCGCAGGACCAGGUAACAAAGGUCUCUCCGGCGGUCAGAUUGCCGGCAUCGCGGUUGGAACAGUGUCGGCAUGCGCUCUACUAAUCGCAUUGGCAGUUUUAUUCCUCCUUUGGCGACGACGUCAAAGGAACGAAUCCGCAGGAAGCAUAUUCAACCAGCCUAGCCCUCCUCGAACCAUGGCCACGGCACCAUCAUAUCCUGCUGCCAGCUCGGCCAACAAGCAGAAUGUAUACGAAGCCAUUCCCGGAGGCCGUGUCGCACGCAUGUCAGCACUCCAAGGCGGCGCCACCAGCAACGCCCCCUCAAGUCGCGCAGCAGAAUCCAACAAGUACCAUGACUCGGAUUCAGACGUAUUCGGAGAUAGCCCAGCCGGCGGUAGGUCGAGACGUAUACCGCCAGUUACCGGAAGGAGAAACGGCUCACUUUCCAGUGCGUCCGUCCUCGCUGGCGAUGGCGAAACGUUGUCUCCCAAAUCCGGUAGCGGCGGACAGUUCUCGUCUCCCGAGGGCCUCACCAGCGGCCAGUCAGAGCAACUUCCAUAUUUCAGAGACUACUACUCACAGGAUGAUGUCCACCCGAACGACAAGGUUGCCGUUCUCUGGGCAUACCAGCCUCGUGCGGCCGAUGAGUUUGAGCUAGACAGAGGCGACAUGUUGAAGAUUGUCGGUAUAUGGGACGACGGUUGGGCGACUGGUGUUCGCAUCAACGAGGGGGCAGAGGACUAUGAUGGAAAAAACAAGCACAACCCACACAGAGACAGCGGCGUCUCUCAGGGGUCAGAGGCACGACCACCAUCUUCGCCGGCUGCAGGAGAGAUAAAAGCAUUCCCACUUGUCUGUGUAUGCCUCCCCGAGCACUGGCGAAAAACAAUUGACGGCUACGUUGAAGGAGGCGACCAAGACCCUCCAAUUUAA
Molecule: messenger RNA, 1608 nt
Organism: Arthroderma uncinatum
Lineage: Eukaryota; Fungi; Ascomycota; Eurotiomycetes; Onygenales; Arthrodermataceae
Exons: 5
Coding region: 1-1608 (535 amino acids)
Molecular function (GO): protein binding
Source: RefSeq, a predicted model, not a curated record